AUGUCUGACAUUCCAAGCUUCCCUAAGUCCAUUGGACUGCUGCUAUACCCAGGCUUCGAGGCUCUCGAUGCUGUGGGACCGAUUGAGGCAUUGAAUUGUCUUUGCAACUUCCCAGGCUACGAAGAUCUGAAGUUGAGCAUUAUCAGCCGCUCUCUGGAACCCAUCGCUCUGGGUGACCGCGACUUCUUGCGUGCGCAGAAGUACCUACCUACUCACACUUUCGACACGGCACCUCAGCUUGACAUGCUGUUGAUCCCUGGUGGCAUGGGCUCUAUAGACUUCCUGCCUGGAACCGAGAGCAACAAUGUGGACGACUACAUCGAAUAUGUCCGCAAGGCAUACGGCGGCUACGACUCAUACAAGCCGCUUCAGUAUGCUUUCAGCAUCUGCAAUGGUGCUAUUCUGCUAGCUAAAGCCGGUGUCCUCGAUGGCCGCAAGGCAACUACGAACAAAUCCGGGUUCGCGCUCAUCGCGCAGUCUGGACCGAAGGCCCACUGGGUUGCUCGCGCCAGAUGGGUUGUCGAUGGGAAUGUAUGGACUACCUCUGGUGUAAGUGCUGGUGCGGAUGGUAUGCUUGCUUUCAUGGAGGCGAGGGUGCCGAAGGAUGUCUUGAAGUCUGUCGUUGGGGUGAUGGAGUGGAGGAGGGUGUCGAGCAAAGAGGAUGAUCCCUUCGCUGAAUGGCAUGGCGUUGAGGAUGUACUGCCGAAGCAGAAGUAG
Recurvomyces mirabilis is the source of this 717-nucleotide messenger RNA. RefSeq lists its product as uncharacterized. The record is from RefSeq and is a predicted model, not a curated record. The transcript has a single exon. Gene Ontology annotation, biological process: regulation of DNA-templated transcription. The coding region runs from base 1 to 717 and encodes 238 amino acids. Lineage: Eukaryota; Fungi; Ascomycota; Dothideomycetes; Mycosphaerellales; Teratosphaeriaceae.